Molecule: messenger RNA, 2386 nt
Organism: Heterobasidion irregulare TC 32-1
Lineage: Eukaryota; Fungi; Basidiomycota; Agaricomycetes; Russulales; Bondarzewiaceae
Exons: 13
Coding region: 84-1439 (451 amino acids)
Biological process (GO): dephosphorylation
Molecular function (GO): phosphatase activity
Source: RefSeq, a predicted model, not a curated record
CGUGCCGCUCGUUUCUCCUCCACCGUCGCCGCCAGCCCUAGCCCGUGCUACCGAAUCGGAAAGCGACGAGCCCAAAGUCACAUAUGUCCGGCGACGCGAACAGCACCGUGCUCGGCGUCCUCGUGCUCGCGAGGCACGGCGACCGCCAGGGAUUCUACCAGGACCCGAACACGUACGCCGCCUCGGCGACCAGGAUCACCCCGCUCGGCAACCAACAGCACGUCCAGCUCGGCGGGCUGCUGCGCGCGCUCUACCUCAACGCCUCGUCCCCAUCGAACAUCGCGGGCCUGAACGGCACCGCACUCUUCGACCCGACGCAGGUCGCGGUCAGCGCCGACGCGGGCGACGAGGGCGGCGUGAUCUACGACUCGGCGGUGUCGCUCACGCAGGGGAUGUGGCCCGCGACGAGCGCGUACAACACGACGCUCGCGAAUGGGACGACCGUCGUGGGGCCCUUGUCGGGGUAUCAGUACGUUCCUAUCGCGUCUGUCGAAUCCAGCAACGACGUUUCGCUUGAGGGUUUCACUUCAUGCGGGACCUUCACGAACUACGUCAACGCAUUCUACAACUCGUCCGAGUUCGCGCAAAAGACGCAGGAGAGCGCGUCGUUCCUCGGCCAGCUGAAGCCCUACCUCGACGGACGCCCGGUCGUGCUCAAAAACAUGUGGAACAUCUUCGACUACAUGAACGUCCAAUCCAUCCACAACGCCACGUUCCUCAACGACCUCCCGGGCACGUACCUCGCGCAGGCGCGCGCGCUCGCGAACUGGCACCAGUACAACUCGUUCAGCGCGCCCCAGCUGGACAGCAUCGGAAACAUCGCCGCUCGCACGGCCCUGCCUUCGAUGAUCACCGGCCUGCAGCGAAUCGCCAACGGCUCGGACACGUUGAAGGUUGAUAUCAUCGCUAUCUCUUACAAACCCUUCCUCUCGCUCUUUAACAUGACCGGCGUCGCCGAGGCGAACCCCAGCCUUGCGGGCAUCGUCGACUACGCCGCCGCCGUGGCGCUCGAAGUGCGCCAGGCGUCUUCUGGCGGCGAGCCCGUGCUGCGCUUCAAUUUCAAGAACGGGACCGCAGACUCGUUCCACACGUACAAUUUGUUCGGCUCCGAUGGCGAUGUCCCGCUCGCGUCCUUCGUGAGCGCCUUGGCCCCCGCUGCGGUGAACACGACGACAGAGUGGUGCAGCGUGUGCGCGAACACGCAGGAUCGGGGCUGCGGCGCGCUCGCGCUCGCGGCGGCGCAGGCCAAGACGCACCAAAAGAUCAGCCCCGUCGGCGCUGGCUUCCUCGGUGCAGGGCUGACCGUCGCGGUCCUGGCCAUGGCUCUCGGGGUGCUGGCCUUCCUUGGGGUUCUCGUCUUUGGCAGGCGGUCCAGGCGGGCGGUCCAGGCGAACUCCAGCGAGAAAAAACAGCAGGGGAGCUAUGACGGGAGCGCGUGAUUCCGUGCCUCCGGAGCGAAGCCAUGUAGCGGUAAAGUCCCGAGAUGACCUUCUUCUCGAUCUGUUCGGUGUAUGAGGUGGAUGCUGCGCUAUGCUGCGUUACGGUAUGUACAUUGGGUCCUUGAGGACCAACAGGAUUGGGCGAUUUUGUCUCGCAUGCAUAGUGGAGUCCCGCGUGAUGCGUUCUCGCCAGUCGAGACGACGGAACCAAUUUGACUCGAAAGGACAGAAACAUUUACUUAUCGAUCAUGCUGUCGAAGCUGCGACCGCUGCCCAAUGAAACUGCGGUAGAUAGGCAUCCGAGGAUCGGCAGGCGUGGAAAUCUGUUGAUUCUUGAACGUUGGAGCAAUCCGGGGACCUAUGAGUCUUCGGCAACGGAGAUUGCCUGCGACCAGAGCUCUUCGACUGCGUGCAUGCGUCAAGGUGGGGUGGGGUUUGGCAGCGAUCGUUGAAAAGACAACAAUCGACCACAUGCGCGCUCUCCCGUUAUGGGUUUUUUGACAGCGAAGUCGAUUGAGGUCCAUAUACUAUUUGUCGACCUCCAUUUGAUUCGUCAUGUGAGGGUACGUAGUGAACGCUCGAACGAUUAUUGGCGCUUAGCCUCGCCAAGGGUACGGGGACGGAAGGUGCCAAGCGGCCGUUCCCCCGAUGCCUCGCUACACGGAAGUAAGAAAUCGACGAGGGUGUAACGCCACGACUUCAUCCGCGUUAUUCUGCUCAGUGUGCUCUGAAUCUUGCACUCAACAGGCACCGCGACUGCGCCGCGCAGGCGCUCCACGGCAGAUGUUCACAGCCGUGUAUGUAUGUAUGCGGGACCCCCUUCUUCAGAUAACGGAGCACUGCUUCAUCAGGUUGGCUCUAUCUCGCACGCCGGUGCUUGGAUGUUCAAUCGGACAGGCCGCCAAACGACCCGAGCUUACGUUGGUGGUUUAAACGACCUGGCACUU